GUCAGAUUGUGUUUAACAGUAGAGAAUUUUAUUGUAAUUUGCGAAUUACUUUUCGUAAUUAAUGAAAUUCUCUCAAAGGAAAUGUAAAAAAUUAAGAGCUUGAAAUAAUGGAGGAAAAUAAAGUUGAAACGAACGCCGAAAGCGAACGGAAAAUUUCAAGACGAAAAGUGUUUAAGUUUUGUGCGAUCACAAUAAUAGCUUCAACUCUAGGCUUCGUCCACUACCGGUACGUAUCGAGCCUCUUUGAGAAUGACAGGAAUUUCUCUUACCUAUCGGAGAUGGAGAGGGAGAUGUCUUUGAGGACGGAGAUGGGCUUCUACUAUUCGUAUUACAAGACUAUUGUUGAGGAGAAGCCAUUCAUAGCUGGUAUUUCGAAGCUCAUGCAUGAUCGGCUGGUGGAAUAUCCAAAAGACGUGAAUGCUUUUAACCGUUUUAAUAUUUAUCCGGAGGUAUUAAUAGGCGCUCUUUACCGUUACUUCGAGCCCUAUCUGAACACUUCAUUCCACCGUCGAUGUCACAUGGUGGAUAGGGGCGAAGCCCUACCCCCAGUGGAGAGUUGCGAAGGCCUAGGCCAGCCAAUAUUCUUUUACUUGGAAGCAGUAUGGUUUCUUGCUGGAUUGACAGUCGCUGCCUUGUUUUUACAUGCUGCGUCCUUGAGUGAAAGUAUACUAGGAGGUUUAUUAGCCGUCGCGCAGUACUUCGCGAAUCACUCAGAGUGCACCAGAGUUCAAUGGGCACCGAAUGAGAGGGAAAACUUUGCUGCCCCUUUCCUGCUCUUGCAGACCUGGCUGGUCUCCAUGCAGCUACGAGAUAAGCAGAGGAGGGCUACUUUUCAGCUACAGGUUUCGAUCUUCGUCCUAAACUGUCUUUGUUUAUUAUUCUGGCAAUUCUCUCAGUUCAUAUUUUUAACUCAAACGGCAAUAUUUUUCGUUAUGGAGCAAUUCCGUAUAAUAGAUAUAAAAGCUCUUUGCAUAUUUUUGCAUUCCCAUUUCUGUGGCCUUCAUAUGGCCGUAUUUUUCUUACAAGGCAAUGAUAUGCUAAAAUCGUCCUUGUACGCUUCAUACUUCUUCAUUGUGUCUCUUUAUUGUUUGUGCUUUAGCUCGCUAAAGCUUAAGGUUCAAAAUCGCGUGGAUUUGUUCGUGGAGUUAUGGUUGAUUUUGUUGAAAAUAGCUAUUGUUACCGUAGCCGCGUUUUAUUUGAAGAAAGUUUUUAGUAAUUAUCUCGAAGUUGAAGAAGAUUCUCACGUAUGGGAUAUUUUGUAUUCGAAAUUUACUAAUUAUAAAAGUUUCCAUACAUUAAUAUAUACUUGUACAGCCGUCUUCGAUUUUCUACCUUUGAGUACAAUAAAAAAAUUAUUCAAAUCAUUUUUAAUCCCAUUCGCGGUAUUAAGUAUAGCAAACUUACUAAACUAUUGGCUGUCGACCGCUUCGGCCUCGUGCAGGAAAGAGAUGGAAGAUCGAAACAAAAGAACGGACAAGGACGGAGAUAUUUCAGACGAAUCCGAUUCCGGUAUCGAAAAUUCGGAUUCGAAACGUCUUGAGAAAAAUAUAACGGAUUUGGACGUUUUAGAUAAAGAAAUAAAGUCUAAAGUUGAGGAAGAAGAGACUAGUGAUGUGCUUUUAUUGUUAUUAAGGCAUAUUAAGGCCGAGCCAGCGAUAUUUUACAAUAUAUCACAGAUGGUUGUCUAUGGUGUCAUGGCGGCGCUAGUGAUGCGACUCAAAUUGUUAUUUACAACGCAUCUGUGUAUUGUCGCUGCUAUUAUGAUGAAUUCUAAAUAUUAUCCCAUCCCGAAAUCGUACAAGAAGUAUCUCCCUUUCUUCUGGGCUGUUUGCAUGUCACCGCUGGUCCAGGACUUGAUGCAGAGCAUACCGCAAGAGAUGUCGCAUAUAGGUGAAUUCAGCGAUAUAAAUCAAGAACAAUUGCUUGAGUGGAUCCGUUCUGACACACCAAUGACUGCAGCGUUUGCGGGUUCGAUGCCCAUCUUAGCCACAAUAAUGUUGGUCACCCGACGGCCUAUAGUCGCCCAUCCACAUUAUGAGCACUCAGAAGCGAGGGAACGUGCGUAUACUGUGCACAAAAUGUAUGGUAAGUUCACACCGCUCGAGUAUUAUCAAGAUCUCACCAAGUUAAAAGUCAGCUACCUUGUCGUGGAGACCAAAUACUGCUAUGGAAAAAGCAGUAAAGGAUGUUCAUUCGAGAACAUAUGGGACAUCGAGGCCCCCUGGUUGAGUAACCGUCCCACCAUCUGCUCAACCCUCCUCAGUCAACCAGUCGACCAUUUUUAUCCCGUCUUCAGAAAUGAGCAUUACGCCGUUUUCAACGUCCAUGAUUAUAGUGUUCGGUAUAUGCCCCGUAGUUUCGAAUCUUGACAUCCGGCCUCUCACUCGCACACAAACAAGACUGACACACUUAGUUUAUUAGCUGUAAGGUGAAGUAUUUUUUGUGGGUAGAUGGCGCUAGUGUCGUUUUAGGUCGCCUCAGAUUAAAGUGCCAGAAGUUUCCUGUAUUCUUAA
Spodoptera exigua (beet armyworm) is the source of this 2513-nucleotide messenger RNA. The record is from the annotation of a GenBank genome assembly. Lineage: Eukaryota; Metazoa; Arthropoda; Insecta; Lepidoptera; Noctuidae.